CAGAAUAUAUUGCUUAGCCUCAAUUCUACGCACAAGUACAGUUUGAAUGCUAGCUCAAAUAUUAGCUUCAAUUAUCCAUCCUCCGAUAAUAUCCUUGUCAAAUUUAAGUUCAUUCAUGUACGUACGUACAGCAGCUUGAUCUCACUCGCCUUCUGUUCUCCUUUGCUCAACGCUAUUAACUACCUCCUACGUACAAUGAGUGGAAUAUGCAUGUUAACUUUGCGACAGAAUCCUGAGGAAUCCAAGAAAACCGUCGUUUCAGUCGGACCGUUUGGAUCACCGACGUCGCGAGGAAGACCCUUUAAUGAUGGAAUACACUCAGCAGUGAAAGGUUUGGCGAUAGAAUAUUUGGAAGGGCACACAAUUGUUAACGUCCGGUUUGAAUAUGACGACGACGGAAUCUCAGUUUGGUCAGACAAGCAUGGUGAAGUAAAGAUCCCUCUGGAUCUCUUGUCAGGGCUCUCCGAAGUGCUCUCCGACAACAACAAAGUGAUCAGAAGAGAAACAGUAAACAAAGUCAGAAGCGAAACAAUUAGAUUCAAUUAUCCGGACGAAUAUUUAACUGCAGUUCAUGGACGGUAUUGUGACAACUUGUUGGGUGCCGUGCGCGUCGUCAACUCACUUACUUUUAAGACCAAUAGAAAUACUUACGGACCCUUUGGUUGGACGUCUCAAAAUGAAAAACUGAUCAACUUAGUCCCUUGUUUCUCAAUUCAUAUGCCUGGAAGUGAGAUUGUUGGCUUUCAUGGCAGAUCAAGCAGGAAUAAGUGGUUGGGUGGUAUUUAUUCAAUAGGAGCCUAUGUAAAGCCUUAUCAUCAACAAAUUGAAUACCCUCCGUCAAAAGCUCUGAUGCUUUAUCCAUCAGAACCUCCACGUCUACCUGAAUUUCAUUCUCAAACCAAGCUCAAUAAAGAUGACAGACCUCAAAACCAUAAACAUUAUACAGUUUCAAAUAUUCAAGUUAGCAGAAAUGAGGGAGAUCACAACGGAGCUUUCCAUUUGGGCGACAUAUAUGCAAACUGUUAUAUAGCCAAACAAGAGUCGUCCUCAAUCGGUUACGCCUUGAGAUGACACCUUCUAGCAGCUAGAGAGACUCUCCCUUGGUGCAUCCUGGCAAACAACAAGAUGAUCCAAGUUAUUAAAUUCUACUCUUUUCAACC
Messenger RNA from Rosa chinensis, 1160 nucleotides. RefSeq names its product jacalin-related lectin 3. The coding region runs from base 196 to 1071 and encodes 291 amino acids. The record is from RefSeq and is a predicted model, not a curated record. Gene Ontology annotation, molecular function: carbohydrate binding. The transcript is spliced from 4 exons. Lineage: Eukaryota; Viridiplantae; Streptophyta; Magnoliopsida; Rosales; Rosaceae.